Molecule: messenger RNA, 996 nt
Organism: Pestalotiopsis fici W106-1
Lineage: Eukaryota; Fungi; Ascomycota; Sordariomycetes; Amphisphaeriales; Sporocadaceae
Product: Xylosidase/arabinosidase
Exons: 1
Coding region: 1-996 (331 amino acids)
Biological process (GO): carbohydrate metabolic process
Molecular function (GO): hydrolase activity, hydrolyzing O-glycosyl compounds
Source: RefSeq, a predicted model, not a curated record
AUGACACCACCACUGAUAACCAACCUAUACACUGCGGAUCCGUCCGCCCAUGUCUUCAACGGGCGCGUGUACAUAUACCCGUCGCACGACCGGGAGACGGACAUUGCCUUCAACGACAACGGGGACCAGUACGACAUGGCCGACUACCACGUCUACUCGACGUCGACGCUGGAGCCGCCGUACGCGGACGUGGUGGACCACGGCGUGGUGCUGCGCACCGAGGACGUGCCCUGGGUCGGCAAGCAGCUCUGGGCCCCCGACGCCGCCGAAAAGGACGGCAAGUCCUACCUCUACUUCCCGGCCCGGGACAAGGCCGGCGUCUUUCGCAUCGGCGUCGCCGUCGGCGAGCGGCCCGAAGGUCCCUUUGUGCCCGACCCGGAGCCUAUUCGCGGCACUUUUAGCAUUGACCCGGCGUCCUUUGUUGACGACACAGACGGCGCCGCGUACUUGUACUUUGGCGGGCUCUGGGGCGGCCAGCUGCAGUGUUACCAGGGCGGACACGACAAGUUUGACACCGCGUGGCUCGGGCCCCAGGAGCCGUCGGGCGCGGACAAGAAGGCCCUGUUUCCCAAGGUGGCGCGGCUGAGCGCCGACAUGCGCAGCCUCGUCGACGACGAGGUGCGGGACCUGGUCAUCCUCGCGCCCGAGACGGGGGAGCCGAUUGCCGCCGAUGACCACGAUCGGCGCUUCUUUGAGGCAGCCUGGAUGCACAAGAAGGACGAUACCUACUACUUUAGCUACUCGACCGGCGACACGCAUUACAUUGUCUACGCCACAUCCAAGAGUCCGCUGGGACCGUUCACGUAUGCGGGACGCAUCCUGGAGCCUGUUCUGGGCUGGACUACACAUCACUCGAUUGUCGAGUUUCAGGGACGAUGGUGGUUGUUUCAUCAUGAUUGUGAGCUCAGCAAGGGAGUAGACCAUUUGCGAAGCGUCAAGGUCAAGGAAAUCUUCUACAAUCAAGAGGGCAAAAUUACAACAGAGAAGCCAGAGUAG